AGUUCCUGUUUACGACAUUCCCGUACGGCUGAAUGUUAGCAGCUUAAACAUCGUUGUAAGCGUGCAAUUAAAGUACAAUUUCUUUUCCUAUACUUUGACGUAUUCAAAACAGAGAAUAUGGAUGUCGGGGAGCUGUUAAAUUACCAGCCUGACAGAGGAGCAACGCGUUCCAGAGAGGAGGAUGGAGGAGAGGAGGACAUGAGAAGUGCAAAGCAGCAGAAGUUGCAAAGUGCCAGACACAGAGAUGGGCCAGGAACGGGUGCAGAAGGAGGUGCCGACAUGAGGGAUGGCGACGACUCUACGGCGGAUCGCAAGAAGAUCCUGGAGAAACUGAUGGAUCAGGAUGAAGAUGACCCUGAGGCAGAGCCGGUGGAUGAGAGCUCGGUGAAGAAAAUGAUCCUGACCUUUGAGAAACGAUCCUACAAAAACCAGGAACUCAGGAUUAAGUUUCCAGACAACCCAGAGAAGUUCAUGGAGUCAGAACUGGAUCUGAACGACAUCAUACAGGAGAUGCACGUGAUUGCCACCAUGCCAGACCUGUAUCAUCUGCUGGUGGAGCUCAACUCUGUUCACUCGCUCAUGGGCCUCCUCAGUCACGAAAACACUGAUGUUGCCAUAGCAGUGGUGGACCUCCUCCAGGAACUGACAGACAUCGACACACUCCAUGAAAGCGAGGAAGGCGCCGAAGUCCUCAUUGACGCUCUGUUGGAGGGCCAGGUGGUUGCUUUACUGGUGCAAAAUAUGGAGCGGCUGGAUGAGCAGGUUAAAGAGGAAGCGGACGGUGUCUUCAACACACUGGCCAUUAUAGAAAACAUGGCUGAGUUCAGACCGGGCCUGUGCACGGAAGCAGCUCAACAGGGACUCAUGCAGUGGCUGCUCAAGAGAAUCAAGGCCAAGAUGCCGUUUGACGCUAACAAGCUGUACUGCAGUGAAAUUCUGGCCAUCUUGCUGCAAAACAACGACAAUACGAGAGAACUGUUAGGGGAGCUGGAUGGCAUUGAUGUGUUACUGCAGCAGUUAUCUGUGUUCAAACGUCACAACCCGUCCACAGCUGAGGAGCAGGAGAUGAUGGAGAACCUCUUUGACUCGCUGUGCUCCUGCCUCAUGCUGUCUGCCAACCGGGACCGUUUCCUAAAGGGGGAGGGUCUUCAACUGAUGAAUCUCAUGCUUAGGGAAAAGAAGAUGUCUCGGACCAGUGCUCUCAAGGUCUUGGAUCAUGGUAUGAUUGGAGCGGAGGGAGCGGAUAACUGCCAUAAGUUUGUGGACAUCCUUGGUUUGCGAACCAUUUUUCCGCUUUUCAUGAAAACCCCCAAGAAGAUGAGAAGCUCCGGGGCUUCAGAGAAAGAGCAUGAAGAGCACGUUUGUUCAAUUAUUGGCUCCAUGCUAAGAAAUCUCAAAUCCCAGCAGAGAAGUCGACUCCUAAACAAGUUCACAGAGAACGACUGCGAGAAGGUUGAUCGACUGAUGGAGUUGCAUUUUAAGUACUUGGAGGCUGUUCAACAGGCUGACAAGAGGAUCGAAGGGGAGAAACAUGAGAUGGUGCGUCACGGUGAGAUACUGGAUGACAACAUGGAGGAUGAGUUUUACCUGCGUCGAUUGGAUGCUGGACUCUUUGUUCUUCAGUCCAUCUGCUACAUUAUGGUGGAGAUCAGCAAUUCUGGGCUAUCGCAGCUGCAGCAGAGAGUUCAUCAAAUUCUCAACUUGAGAGGAGGCUCCAUCAAAGCCGUGCGUCACAUCAUGAGAGAAUACGCUGAGAGCAUCGGGGACGGAAAAAGUGAUGAGUUCAAAGAGGCGGAGCGCAAAAGGAUCAUGGACCUUUUAGAGAACUUCUAAUGUAUUUUCCGCAUCGGCCGGCCACACAUGGAAAAUACAAACACCUAUUUCUGUUCCGUAGAACGAUCAAUUCUAGGCCAAGUAAACCAUUAAAAAUCAGGGACAAGUGUGCAGCACCGCAAAUCUUCAGGCUUAAUGUUGAUCCCCUGGCUGCUUCUGUUUUCUUUUCUUUUUUUUUCUACCAACCUUUUAGUUUUUGUAAUAAAAUGUGGUAAUAAAAUCCUGAUAGCAUGUUUGCCUUAUUUGAAAAAUGCCAUUGUGAGUGCAUUUGUCAAGGCUUCUCAUUAAAGCUUCCACAGAUGGGGAACAACAAAAGCUGUACCUGCAGUUGUCUCUUGACAACAAAAAAGCCAGAUAUGCUAUUUGCUUUUUUCCUGAACCCACCACGGAGAUGUACAACAAAACCACUGUCAUAGUAUCUUCUAUGCAAGGUAAUGUAAAUAACACUUUUUAUUAUUUUUGAACUGACCUGAUCACAGUGAAUCUGGUAAGUAACAAACCCCCAUUAUUACUAUGUGAAACUGUAAUUUUAGACAUUUUUGUAUGUGGAUUAAAUGUUUUAUGUACCACCAGUACAUAGUCGUCGCAGGUGUGGUCAACAAAAACAACCAACCACGGGGGGUCUCAUAUUAAAGCAUGGUCAAGCAACAACGGCAUCAAGGUAAUCCAUAAGGUAAUAUGCUCCUUACCACUAAUACAACAUUGGUUCUGUUUCUGCUGCUAUGUUGUGCAAACACCCGGCUACCAUUAGAGUAUUUACAGUAAUCCAGCCACUUCAAAGUCCAGCAUUAUUACCAGUCAUCAUUAGUAACUUUAAAAAAAAAGAAAAAAAAAUCACCCAGCAUUAAACCAUGACUGGAACACAGCAGCAGAACCUCAUUUGCAUGUUUUAUUAGCAGAGGAGGGCAGCGUGCAUCUCUUAUCAGCGAUUAGGACUGCGUCGUGUUCAACAGCAAUUUCACAGCUGAGGGGAGGGCAAAUAAUUGUGUUUUCCAAAUGACUGAGUGCGUACACGGCACACUGCUGAGACACCGUCGGCCCCUUCUUUUCUUUUUUAACAAAGAGUCAUGAGACCACCCAUCCUGACAACCGUUGGCUGUUAAGUGCUUUAACAUGGUCGUCUUAUCUUCAAAUACAAAUUGCUGUCCUUUCAGGAAUGGUAGAAACAUUCCAGUAUCUAUGAAAUAGCCCAACAAAUCAUACAAAAGAAUGAAUCAUGUAUGAAAGAAUACACCGUUUCUAGUUUUUUCUAGUCUUCUGCCGUGG
Doryrhamphus excisus (bluestripe pipefish) is the source of this 3099-nucleotide messenger RNA. RefSeq names its product catenin, beta like 1 (gene ctnnbl1). Gene Ontology annotation, cellular component: spliceosomal complex. The record is from RefSeq and is a predicted model, not a curated record. Lineage: Eukaryota; Metazoa; Chordata; Actinopteri; Syngnathiformes; Syngnathidae.